AUGUUUAUGUAUAUCUUAAGGCGCUGCGCUCGCACGGGUAUAAUAGUGUGCCGCAGAGGCAGUGCUCCGGCUUUUCGCGUUACUGCUUCUGGCUUCCAAUCCGUAACUGUGGUUUUAAACGAGUGUUUAAAAAGCGGAGAAGAAAAGGCACACGGUACCAUCAAAGACAUGGCAAAGGGAUAUCAGCGUGAGACUGUCAACCACAAUCUUCACUUUAUUGGUCCUAAGACCGGCGCUUACACGAACAGCACUGAGUCUCUAUGGUAG
Molecule: messenger RNA, 267 nt
Organism: Enterobius vermicularis (human pinworm)
Lineage: Eukaryota; Metazoa; Nematoda; Chromadorea; Rhabditida; Oxyuridae
Source: the annotation of a GenBank genome assembly